Molecule: messenger RNA, 478 nt
Organism: Hyaena hyaena (striped hyena)
Lineage: Eukaryota; Metazoa; Chordata; Mammalia; Carnivora; Hyaenidae
Gene: SLURP2
Product: secreted LY6/PLAUR domain containing 2
Exons: 3
Coding region: 16-303 (95 amino acids)
Molecular function (GO): acetylcholine receptor inhibitor activity
Source: RefSeq, a predicted model, not a curated record
UCUCCCUAGGAGACCAUGCGGCUGCUCCUCGGGCUCGUGCUGGCGGCCGCCUUGAGCCUGGAGCUGGCCCAAGCCUUGACGUGUCACCAGUGCAAGGGCUUCGGAGGCUGUGCCCAUCCGUCUAGAUGCCCAUGGAGCUCCAGCUACUGCGUCACCAUCGCCACCCGGAUCCCCUUAAGCCACAUCGACCUGCCUAUGGUGACCAAGUCCUGCCAGAGUGGCUGCCCUGAUGUCUCCUCCCUGGGCCUUGGCCCCCACGUGUCCAUUGCCUGCUGCCAGCACUACCUUUGCAACCAGGACUGAGCGCCGCCCCCCCCCCCCGCGCCUGCAGCCGGUGCCCCCACUCACAGCGCCAACCACGAGCCCUGGCCCCCAGGCAGACCCCACGCCUCCCCCCGCAGCUGAGCUGGGGCACCGGGUGGGGGCGCUCAAGGAGCAUCCCGGCUGUGCAGGGGGGUGGGGGGCUCAGGGGUGGCAC